Manis javanica (Malayan pangolin) is the source of this 2152-nucleotide messenger RNA. The record is from RefSeq and is a predicted model, not a curated record. Lineage: Eukaryota; Metazoa; Chordata; Mammalia; Pholidota; Manidae.
UCGGCCGUGCUGGGGCGGCCUCGGGCCGCACCCGGGAGGGGUGCCCAGCUGGGCGUGUGCGCCCACCUGUUUCGGCGCGUUUCCCACGGCUGACUGGGCCGGGCUGGGGAGGCUUAGAGCCUGAGCGGGGGCGGCGACGGAGAGAAGGAGCCGCGGGACGGAGGGCCGCGGGCCAGGACCGAGGAUUGACGCGCCCUGAGCGGGGGGGGCAGGGCGUUGGCCCGGGUGUGGAUCCCCUCGCACUGUACGCCCCGCCCGCCGUCAGCGCGCACUCUCCGUCGCGUUUCCCAGCUGGGCGCGCCCUCCGCUCAAGCGUCGGUCAGACCCGCGUCCGCCCCGCCCUUGCCCCCCCGUGGGCGUUCCGAGGCCAGCUCCAGCCGCCGCGCUCCGAGCCGCAUACUGUCCGGGCCCCCGGCCUCCCCGGCUCCGCCCGACUUCGGUGCAUUGAGGGCGCACAUGGCAGCGGUGGGGCCGCGGACCGGCCCUGGCGCCGGGGCCGACGCGCUGGCACUGGCGGCAGAGCUGCAGGGGGAGGCGACGUGCUCCAUAUGCCUGGAGCUCUUCCGCGAGCCCGUGUCCGUCGAGUGCGGCCACAGCUUCUGCCGUGCCUGCAUCGCGCGCUGCUGGGAGCGCCCCGGCGUGGCGGCCCCCGCUGCUCCCCGCGCGUUGCCCUGCCCCCUGCCCUGCCCGCAGUGCCGCGAGCCCGCGCGCCCCAGCCAACUGCGGCCCAACCGGCAGCUGGCAGCGGUGGCCGCGCUGCUGCGGCGCUUCAGCCUCCCCGCGGGCGCGCUAGGGCAGCGCGAGCCUACGCGGGCGGCGGCAGGAUGCGCACUGCACGGCGAACCGCUCAAGCUCUACUGCCAGGACGACGGACGCGCCAUUUGCGUGGUGUGCGACCGCGCCCGCGAGCACCGCGCACACGCAGUGUUGCCGCUCGACGAGGCGGUGCAGGAGGCCAAGGUGAGCGCCGGCGCCACCCCAGCCGGUCCCCGGGUACCCCAGUUCCGGCCCCGCCUUGCGACGCACGCAAUACAGACGACAGGCAGGCAGGCGCUCCGGAGCUCCUGGAAUCCAGGCUGGAGGUCUUGAAGAAGGAUCUAGAGGACUAUGAGGUGUUUCGUUCCACUGAAGAGUGGGAGAGCAAGGAGCUCCUGAAACAGAUGGCAGCCGAGCGAGAGAAGGUGAGUGUGGAAUUCCAGGCACUGAGGGCCUUCCUGGUAGAGCAGGAGGGUCGGCUCCUGGGCCGUCUGGAGGAGCUUUCCCUGGAGGUGACACAGAAGCAGAAUGAGAACCUGGCCCAGCUCGGGGGAGAGAUCACCCAGCUCUCCAAGCUCAGCAGCCAGAUUCAGGAGACAGCUUGCAAGCCUGACCUCGACUUUCUCCAGGAUUUCAAAAACACACUAAGCAGGUGCAGCAACGUGCCUGGCCCCAAGCCAACCACAGUCUCUUCUGAGAUGAAAAAUAAAGUCUGGAAUGUUUCCCUCAAGACCUUUGUCUUAAAGGGGUUGCUCAAGAAGUUCAAAGAGGAUCUUCUGGGAGAGCUGGAGAAGGAGGAGAAAGUGGAGCUGACCUUGGACCCCAACACAGCCAACCCCCGGCUCAUCCUCUCUCUGGAUCUUAAGAGCGUGCGCCUCGGACAGCGCCCCCAGGAACUGCCCAGCCACCCGCGCCGCUUCGAUACCAACACGCGGGUCCUGGCGUCCUGCGGCUUCUCCUCCGGGCGGCACCACUGGGAGGUGGAAGUGGGCUCCAAGGACGGCUGGGCCUUCGGAGUGGCCCGUGAGAGUGUGCGCCGCAAGGGCCUCACGCCCUUCACCCCCGACGAGGGCGUCUGGGCGCUGCAGCUCAACAGCGGGCAGUACUGGGCAGUGACCAGCCCUGAACGGACGCCGCUCAGCUGCGGGCACCUGUCCCGCGUGCGGGUGGCCCUGGACCUAGAGGUGGGGGCCGUGUCCUUCUACGCCGUGGAGGACAUGCGCCACCUCUACACCUUCCGCGUCAAUUUCCAGGAGCGCGUGUUCCCGCUUUUCUCCGUCUGCUCUACUGGCACCUACUUGCGAAUCUGGCCUUGAAAGGCAUUGCCGGGCCUCCUAUAGGGCACCAGUCAGCGGCGACUCCUCCUUGUCCUGGCUGCCCUGGGAAGGAAUGUCAC